AUGACGGCCAUCAUCGACUCCCAGAUCUUUGGCAAUGUAUUUUCGACUCCUGAAAUCUCAUCGAUAUGGUCGGAUCGGCAAAGGACCCAGUACUAUGUGGACUUUGAAGCGGCUCUUGCAAGAGCACAAGUCAGACUGAAUAUCAUUCCUCAGAAGGCGUGUGAUGAGAUCGUCAAGCAUUGCACGGUCGAUCAGCUGGACCUCGACGAGUUGAGGAAGCAAACCGAGUUGAUCGGGUAUCCAGUGUUGCCAGUGGUCCAACAAUUGGUCAAGAAGAUCAAUCGCGUCGAAGAUGGCCUGGGAGAAUGGAUUCACUGGGGAACGACAACACAGGACCUUACCGACACUGCCACGGUGCUGCAGCUAAGAGAUACAUUGAUCCUGGUCGAGCAAUCUCUGGAGGCAAUCAUCACCGCACUGGUGCAGCUAUGCGAGAAACACAAAACAACACCAAUGGCAGCUAGAUCAAACCUCCAACAAGCAGUGCCCAUCUCUUUCGGCUUCAAAAUGGCAAGACUCCUCGCAACAUUCAAACGCCACAAGCAAAGGCUCCAAGAACUGAAACCUCGACUCCUGAUCGCACAAUUCUCAGGUGCAGCAGGCACACUUGCAACAAUCACCGAAGAGACAUCCUAUGGCAAACCCCCUGAGUCGGACGAACCUCUCGGCAUCAGAUGUCAAAAGCUCUUCUGCGAGGAGAUCGGCCUAGCUAUGCCUGAAAUCGCCUGGCAUACCGAGCGAGACAAUUUCGCCGAAGUAGCCAACUUCCUCGCGAUCCUCACAGCGACCUGUGCCAAAUUUGCCACAGAUCUCAAACUCAUGAUGCAGUCAGAAGUCGGCGAAGCAAGAGAACCAUACGUAGCGCACAGAGGAAGCAGCAGCACAAUGCCGCAGAAACGAAACCCAAUCGGUAGUGCAUUCAUCUGCUCAAUGGCCAGCAGCGUCCGAACCAUGGCGAAUGGAAUGGUCGAAGCGAUCGUGGCAGACCAUGAACGGAGUACUGGACCUUGGGAGAUCGAAUGGAUUAUGCUACCACAGAUUUGUGCCUUGAGUCAUGCUUGUUUGAAGCAUACGCAUUAUUUGCUCAAUAAUCUUGAAGUCGACGAGGAGGGAAUGAAGCGGAAUUUGGCUUCAUCGAAGGGAGCAAUUGUGUCCGAGGCGGUGAUGAUGGGGCUGGGCAAGUCGAUUGGCAGGCAGUAUGCGCAUGACCUGGUGUAUGACCUUUGUCGGAGAGCCCAGGUGGAGGACAGAUCCUUGCUUGAGUUAUUGAAGGAGGACGACGAGAUCAAGAAAGCUGGCUUGCCAGACGAAGAACUGGAAAGGCUGUGUGAUCCAGCAAACUACCUGGGCUUGAGCAAAGAGAUGGUAGAUAUGGUAUUGAAGGACACCGCAUCAUAA
Messenger RNA from Zasmidium cellare ATCC 36951, 1398 nucleotides. RefSeq lists its product as uncharacterized. The record is from RefSeq and is a predicted model, not a curated record. Gene Ontology annotation, molecular function: catalytic activity. Lineage: Eukaryota; Fungi; Ascomycota; Dothideomycetes; Mycosphaerellales; Mycosphaerellaceae. The transcript has a single exon. Bases 1 to 1398 code for a protein of 465 amino acids.